AUGGCACCAAAAGUCACUGCUCUUGUUCUUGUCUUUGUUGCCAUUGUUGGGUUGGCCUCGGCCCAGAACCAGAAUCAAAACCAAAACCAGAACCAGAACCAGGCAGGAGGGGCCCCUGCCCCCAAUAACCCAGCACCAGGAAAUGCAAAUCAAACAAAUUCUAAUCAAACAAAUGCUAAUCCUCCAAAGGAAGGUGCCCCGGCGGCAACAACACCUCCAACUCCCCCGGCUGCUAAUCCUCCAAAUAAUCCACCAAAUGUACCAGCGACACCAAGUCCAAACCCACCAACUUCCCCAGCAACACCAAAUUCAAACCCACCAACUUCUUCUAAUGAUUCUAAAAACCCCCCACCACCGGCUAAUGAUGCAAAUAACCCACCACCACCACCACCUGCUAAUGACUCAAAUAACCCACCACCACCUGCUAAUGAUUCAAACAGCCCACCUCCACCUACUAAUGAAUCCAACAACCCACCUCCAAAUACCCCAGCUCCCGAGGCAAGUACCCCGCCUCCCGACACUCCGGCUCCCCCAACCUCCUCCUCUACACCGCCCACCUCUGAAUCAUCGGCGCCCAGCAAUGCCCCUCCUCCCACUGAGACUUCCGAUUCUCCAGCCUCUUCCCCCAUCGCUGAUAAUGCUACAAUGCCUGAUGUGGCCUUGCCUGCACCCGUUGGCAGUGAGUCAAAAACCGAUGCUCCUCCUGGAAGUGGUGCCACCGCUCUCCGGGUUUCUGGCCUCCUGGCUGGAGUUACUAUCUCGGCUUUCUUCUUCUAAGCCUAAAGACUUAAUGGUUCAUUAAUUGGGGCAUAUAUCCAUGCAU
This is a messenger RNA of Pistacia vera, 823 nucleotides long. Its product is annotated as vegetative cell wall protein gp1-like. Lineage: Eukaryota; Viridiplantae; Streptophyta; Magnoliopsida; Sapindales; Anacardiaceae. The transcript has a single exon. The record is from RefSeq and is a predicted model, not a curated record. Bases 1 to 777 code for a protein of 258 amino acids.